Messenger RNA from Strigops habroptila (Kakapo), 9461 nucleotides. It is a transcript of the gene SGSM1, whose product is annotated as small G protein signaling modulator 1. Gene Ontology annotation, biological process: activation of GTPase activity. NCBI's taxonomy places the organism in Eukaryota, Metazoa, Chordata, Aves, Psittaciformes, Psittacidae. Gene Ontology annotation, molecular function: GTPase activator activity. Bases 12 to 3290 code for a protein of 1092 amino acids. The transcript has 25 exons. The record is from RefSeq and is a predicted model, not a curated record.
GGAGCGCGGCCAUGGCGGCGGCCCCGGCGGAGGCGGAGACCCGGCAGCGGCUGCUGCGCACCGUCAAGAAGGAGGUAAAACAGAUCAUGGAGGAGGCGGUGACGAGGAAGUUUGUGCAUGAGGACAGCAGCCACAUCAUCUCCUUCUGUGCGGCGGUGGAGGCCUGUGUCUUGUUCGGCUUGAAGCGGCGCGCGGCGGGGUUCCUGCGCAGCAACAAGAUAGCAGCUCUCUUCAUGAAGGUGGGAAAGAGCUUUCCCCUGGCAGAGGAGCUCUGCAGGAAAGUGCAGGACCUGGAGCAGCUCAUCGAGAACGCACGAAAUCAAGUCCAGAGCAUCCCGGAGAAUGUGCGCAAGAUGCCGAAGCUGCCCAACCUGUCUCCUCAAGCCAUCAAGCACCUCUGGAUCCGCACAGCCCUCUUUGAAAAGGUCCUGGAUAAGAUCGUCCUUUACUUGGUAGAAAACAGCAGUAAAUUCUACGAGAAAGAAGCUCUCCUGAUGGAUCCUGUGGAUGGGCCAAUUCUUGCAUCUUUAUUGGUGGGGCCCUGCGCGCUGGAGUACACGAAGAUGAAGACCGCUGACCACUUCUGGACAGACCCCUCUGCUGACGAGCUGGUUCAGAGGCACCGGAUCCACAGCUCCCACUGCCGCCAGGACUCGCCCACCAAGCGCCCGGCGCUCUGCAUCCAGAAGAGGCAUUCGAGUGGCAGCAUGGAUGAUCGGCCGUCGCUGUCUGCCAGGGACUACGUGGAGUCACUGCACCAGAAUUCCCGAGCCACGCUCCUCUAUGGCAAGAACAACGUCCUGGUGCAGCCGCGAGAUGACAUGGAGGCAAUCCCAGGGUAUCUGUCCCUUCACCAGACUGCAGACAUCAUGGCACUGAAGUGGACACCCAACCAGCUGAUGAACGGCACAGUGGGGGAUCUGGACUACGAGAAGAGUGUGUACUGGGACUAUGCCAUGACUAUUCGCCUGGAGGAGAUUGUGUAUUUGCACUGUCACCAGCAAGUAGACAGCGGUGGAACGGUUGUCUUGGUGAGCCAGGACGGGAUUCAGAGGCCUCCGCUGCGGUUUCCCAGAGGAGGACACUUGCUGCAGUUCUUGUCCUGCCUGGAGAACGGGCUCCUGCCCCAUGGGCAGCUGGAUCCACCCCUCUGGUCACAGCGGGGAAAGGGAAAGGUGUUUCCCAAGCUGAGGAAGCGAAGCCCACAGGGCUCCUCGGAGUCUGCCUCCGACAAGGAAGAUGAUGAAGCCACAGAUUAUGUUUUCAGGAUCAUCUACCCAGGGACACAGGCUGAAUUUGUGCCCCAGGACCUGAUGGACACGCCGGGCGCUGCUCUGCCUCCCAUGUGGCAACCCAGCACCCGCAAGUCCUCCUGCUCCUCCUGCUCCCAGAGCGGCUCCUCCGAUGGUGGGCCUCCCAACGGCUGCAGCCACGAAAGAGCUCCGCUGAAGCUCCUGUGUGACAACAUGAAGUACCAAAUCCUCUCCCGGGCCUUCUAUGGCUGGCUGGCCUAUUGCAGGCACCUCUCCACGGUGCGAACCCACCUCUCGGCGCUGGUUAACCACAACAUCGUGUCUCCAGAUGUGCCCUGCAACGCCAGCUCGGGGCUCACCGUGGACAUCUGGCAGAGAUACCUGCAGGACAGCACGAGCUAUGAGGACCAGGAGCUGCUGCGGCUGAUCUACUAUGGUGGGAUCCAGCACGAGAUCAGGAAGGCUGUCUGGCCCUUCCUGCUGGGCCAUUACCAGUUCGGGAUGACGGAGGCAGAAAGGAAGGAGGCUGACGAGCAGACGCGCACGUGCUACGAGCACACCAUGGCGCAGUGGCUGGGCUGCGAGGCCAUCGUCCGCCAGCGGGAGAAGGAGUCGCACGCGGCUGCUCUGGCCAAGUGCUCCUCGGGGGCCAGCCUGGAUUCCCACCUCCAGAGGAUGAUGCACAGGGACUCGACCAUCAGCAACGAGUCUUCGCAGAGCUGCAGCUCCGGCCGACAGAAUCACGCCCGGCUGCAGAGCGACUCCAGCUCCAGCACCCAGGUGUUUGAGUCUGUUGACGAAGCGGAGCAGCCUGAAGCAGAUGCUCAGCUGGAAGAUGGCAAACAAAGCAAGAUCCCCAACGGGACGGUGCCCAACGGCACGUGUUCCCCUGACUCUGGCCACCCCUCGUCCCAGAACUUCUCCAUCGCAUCGGGGUUCUCGGAGCGCAGCUUCAGCAACGAGGACAGUGCCCUGGAGACCACCAAGUCCUCGGCCAGCUCUCAGGGAAAGGCGGGUGGCUCGGACGUGCCAGCCCCACAGGACCCCGGUGGUGCCCGGCACGAGGAGAAGCUGCGGGGCCAGGACAGCCUGGAAGGGGAAUUUCCCACCGGUGGAAACGUGGACUUUGUUCGUGCGGGUGAGAGCUCGGCCAGGGCCCUGCGCGAUGGUGACUGUGUGGCCCUGACUGUGGUAGAGAGCUGGGCAGACAGCGAAGCUGAGAAGCAGAGCUUGGUGGAGAGUGAAGAUAACCUCUCCGAGGAGCCGGAGAUGGAGAGCCUGUACCCACAGCUGGAUUCUCUGGCUGUAGCUGAUCUGGCCAACAGUGAAACGUCUGCUGUCUCCUCAACGGGUGUCACCUACUCGCCAGAGCUCCUGGACAUGUACACGGUGAACCUGCACCGCAUCGAGAAGGAUGUGCAGCGCUGCGACCGCAACUACUGGUACUUCACCCCUGCCAACCUGGAGAAACUGCGCAACAUCAUGUGCAGCUACAUCUGGCAGCACAUUGAGAUCGGCUACGUGCAGGGGAUGUGUGACCUGCUGGCCCCUCUCCUGGUCAUCCUGGAUGAUGAGGCUCUGGCCUUCAGCUGUUUCACUGAGCUGAUGAAGAGGAUGAAUCAGAACUUCCCCCACGGAGGAGCCAUGGACACCCACUUUGCCAACAUGAGAUCUCUGAUCCAGAUUCUGGACUCUGAGCUCUUCGAGCUGAUGCACCAGAACGGUGACUACACUCACUUCUACUUCUGCUACCGGUGGUUUCUCCUGGACUUCAAGAGAGAACUGGUGUAUGACGAUGUCUUUGCUGUCUGGGAGACCAUCUGGGCAGCUGCACACGUUUCCUCUGCUCACUACGUGCUCUUCAUAGCCCUGGCGUUGGUGGAAAUGUACCGGGACAUAAUCUUGGAGAACAACAUGGAUUUUACAGACAUCAUCAAGUUUUUCAAUGAGAUGGCCGAGCGGCACAACACCAAGCAGAUCCUGAAGCUGGCUCGGGACCUCGUCUAUAAAGUCCAGACUCUGAUCGAGAACAAGUGAAGGACACGGGGAAGACGAGACAUCCAGACGACGAGCCGGGACUCCCCUUCAACGCUUCCUCCCCUUCUCCAGGUGCCGUGCCUGUGGAAACAAGGUAGUGGGACACAUGCUGCUGUCUAAGCUGGAAGUACCCUUAGCUCUCCAUGUGCUGUGUUCAGUGUUAGGUCCAGUGGUCCUGGCUCACGUCUUCGCAGCCUUCUUCAGUGACUUAACCAAAGAUCUGUACAAUUGCAUCUUACUGCUGAGGACUUGCUUUGAGAGCACACAAAAACUGCCGAGGCAGCCACCAGCAUCCAUGUCAGAGCUGGGGGUGUGGCAGAGGGGAGCCGGGAGCUCCCCCCCUCCCUGGGGCUGCCUCGGGCUUGGCAGCCUUUGCUGCAAUGGGAUAGAGCUGCUCCUUGGGCAGGCGCUGCCCUGUGGCACCAGGAACCAGCCCCACAAGCCCGGUGCUGCCAGUGCUCAGUUUGUGACCCACAUCACAAGGUUCUGCCAGUAACAGAGAGGGACUUUGAUCACACAGAUUCCCCCUUUGAUCUCGUCCCUCGAUGCAUCCCCUGUAGGAUUAUUUUUAGGGCUCUGUUCUCCCUGGGGUUUUUACAUUGUUUGCUACUACAGUAUCUGAGCACACGAGAGUUUCAUCUCCGGGUGGGUUUUCAGAAUCGCUCCAAAUUCAGCAUUGGGCUUUUCUUUCAAAAUCCAGCCUGUCUGAUGCUCUCUGAACACUGGAAAGUCUGGUCCGAACCUCCUCUGGGAACUCCAGACUUGAGGUUUUCUUACCUGCCUUACUCUAGCUGCUCGUGGUAGGAGUCUGGUUCCUCUGUUAGAGGAGAGCUCCUCAGUGGGCAAGUCAGAGCUCCCGGGUGGGUGUCUGUCCUGACCGUCCCUCUGAAGGUGCCUGUCUCCUCCUCUGUUCAUUUAAAGACCAGCUGCUCCAAGCAGGACAGUGCAGCCAAUCCCCUUGGUGUCUGUGCGGUUUCUGUGUGCUUCUGGGGCUGCCUGCAAAGCCCCUAAAGUCCACUGCAAGUCUCCAGUUAGGUCUUGGUGGGCUUCUUUCACAUGCCUGUGAAGAGGAAAAUAGCCCGAGGUCCCUGAGUGGGCUUUGCUGCUGGAAGAUGCACUUCUGCGGCCCCUGGAGCACGCUGCAUGAAGUGCCUCUCCAGCACUGCCAGUGUGAGCGCGGGGAUGCCCACUGUGCUAAGGCUGCACUACGGAGGGUUUGGAUUCAUUCUUCAACUCAGGUAAAAACACUAAAGGCAAAGGAGAGGGGUGGGUGGUCGGUAGGUCUGGUGCAGCCAGGGAGGGCUUUGUCAUGGCCACAGGAGCUGCCAGGAGCCGUGCUUGCAGCACUGGGGAGGGUGCUGGGUUGUAGCUCUCUCUACGGGCACUUGCUCUCAAGUUUUGCUGCAAAAUCCGUGUUCCCCCUCCAUGCAAUGUGAUGUGUGUGAUGUGUGUGUGUGUGCUCUCCUCCUCCCCUCUGCAAGGUAAGGCCCUGCUCUUGCUGCUGGAAGGGGAAAGGGGCCCUCCCUUCUAUGGAGCAUCUGUCUGUGCCGUGUUCCGUAUUUACUCGUGGUGUGUGUCAGAUGUUGCUUGCAGGCGUAAAGAGGGAUGUGAAUCUGCAGCAGGGAAAACUGCUGCUCCGGAGCAGCUCUGUGGAGCGUGCUGAAGUGCUUUGCAGCUCCCCAGCAAACCGGCUGGUCCUUCUGUAGUGCUGGGACAUGGAGGCUGCAGCUGGAAAAACAGGGGGCCAGUAGCACGUACUGAACCCACUGGAGGCUGCAGCAGGGGGUGAGGGCAAUGGGGAGCUUUUUCUUUCCCAUAACCCCAACAAACAGAGGUGUACCAACAAUCUAGGAGAUUCCUUGAAGCAGUUGUCUGCAUUAAGUCUCCAAAGAGUGCUUGGUCUGCAGCAGCACAGGGAACAGAGGCCCGUGAGCUCUGGAUCUGCCAGUCGGUGUGGGAAUCUUCCAUCUAUCCACAAAGCAGAGCAAAAGGCUCUGCCCUCCCCACCAGGCUGUGCCUGUUCCCUUCUGCCUCCCAGCACGGGCAUCCCCUUCUCCAGAGGGGAAGGGAAAUGCUCCAUCCUCCCCGUUCAGAGGGACCAGAACCAAUAGGUCAGCUUACACACAGUCUUACCAAGCAGCAUCGCUGACACUUUAUCUUUCAAGCUUCUGGUUUUCUUUCCUUGGUUUUUACACAGAAACAGCCAAGAAAUUCUGCACAAUAUUUGCUGUGUGUUGACUGAGAGUGUCUCUGGGCCGCUCGAUAGCAGUGUCUUUUGAGUAACUUCGGGGGGAAAAGAAGUAUUUAUUUAUUGAUUGUACUUUACUGUGUGUCCUUGUACACUGGAGUACGUGGGUGUGCUUUGUUAUGCAAAUGGAGAUCUAUCUUUUCAAUGUUCUUUACAAUAUCUUGUAAAUGUUUACCAGAAAAAUGUGUCUAUAUAUAAUAUAUAUACAGUAUAGAGAGAAAUAUGUGAAUUAAGUGGGUUAUUUUUUGAGGGGGGAGGGAGGGAGAAGAAAUCUUUUGCUUCUAAGAACUGUGUGGUUCCUAUAGCACCUAUUCCAUGAUGUGCCAAUCUGCCACUGUCCCUGUACUGCGAGAAUUGUUCUGGUACAGCAACAGGAAGCUCAGAGCAGAACCACCAUCACGACCUCAGCUUGGCUUGGGUUUAGUUCUGACCUUAAAACUGGAAAAGAAGUAAGAAAAGAGGAAAAAGCAUUAGCAAAGGCUUUGUUCGAGCUGUAGUGCUGAGUUCCACAGAGCAGACCUCUGCUCGAACGGGUUCUGUGCCAGCCCUGGGAUUAGCUUGUGCAAGGACAGUUGCAGGGUCCAGGCUUGGUGUGGGUUGCAAAGAAAUUGGAUAGUCCAAAGAAUACGGUAUGUCAUUUAACGUGGGAGUAAAGUCAUUCUGCUUCACAGCUGAUCAUACCUCUGGUUAGGAAAGGAGUAUUACGUGAUCCAUACUUGAUCAUGUAAUGCUUGGGGAGUUGAUCUGCUCUCCUGGCUGAAGGCAGUGCCCAAAUGCACUGCUCUGCUCCAGUUCCUACACAAGUCAGUGAAAACCAUCUGCUCCCCCGUGCUCCUGUGAGAGCUCGAGUCUGGGCUCGGAGGUGCAGCUCUGUGCAGGCCUGAGGGGAAGACGUGAGCCGUUUCCAUGCCCUGCAGUGGUGGAUGGCUCCCCCUGCCCACCCUGCCGGGCCCUGGCCGUGCUGCCCGCACAGGAGCAGGCAGGGCAGGAACAGGCUGUGGUAGUCCCUGUGCUCUGCCCUUCCCCAGCCCCUCUCCUCGCGUGGUCCCAGCUCGGUUUGAUCAUCAGAUCCGCAGUGGCAGGGUGGCAGCUCUGCUCCUUGCCAGCCACAGCUUUAGGUGCCUGUGGAUACCCCAGUGAAGCAGCACCAGGAGCCUGGGGCUCCAUGUCUGUUUGAUGGUUAAAUCCUGCUAAAUUUAAGCAAAGGUUCUCAUUGUGCAGCUGCUUGUAGCACUUCUCCUGUCCUGCUCUGCCCCUCUGCUGGGAUAAAGCACUAUUGUGGGCUCCUGACAGUGAGGAUCCCGUGGUCCUGUGGGACUCGCAGAUCUCCCAGCUGUGCCGCCACAGGAUCGUGUUUACCACGGCGGGAGAAGCCCAUGGCAGGGGAAUUCUUGCCCAUAUACAGUCAUCUUGUCUGGCUCCUUGGGGAGAGGAAUGUCUCAUCCCAGCGGCUCCGUGCUGCUGAAAUCCACCCCCUGCAAUGGCACUUCAGGCUGGGACUAUCUUUAGCCUGGUCUAUGGGACCAGGGACUUGGAGCUGCUGCCCCUUCUGGCUUGAGACUGCUGCAUCCUGCCCCAGGGCACAGUAUCCCGCUUGUCCCAGCCCGUAUUCCCUGCUCCAGGUGGCUCCAGACCGAGCGGGAGUGAAGGAUGGACAUGGGCUGAGAUGCUCAACUCACAUUGCACCCAUGCUGAGCAUCCUCAGAGGCAUGAGGGAUUCACUUUAUGUGCUGCUCAGCUCUCAGUCAUCUCGGUAUCUUUAAAUACAGUGAAUGUCCCAGCCCCGUGUUCCCCGAGGGAGUUACUAAUGGAUUCCCUUUCUGCAUUUGAGCUUUCUGCUGAUGCAACCUACCAAAUAACUCUUGGUACCCAUCCCUUUCAGUGUUACUCAUGUAAACCCUUUAGAAGUUGUCUUUGUUCCUGAAUGUGUGGGUUUUGCAGGAGUUUUUCUCUCACUGUGUUGGGUCUCUGAAGCGCUUUGCUAUCAGUGUGAUUCAUGAAGACUGAGAGGGCUUUUUGCAUGGGGACUUUUUGCUGCUACCCUGUUCUGCUCUCACCCAGCCUCUUAUGGUUUUAACAUCCCUUCACAUACCCACAUGGACCUUUCCAUCACUGCGAAGAUAAAACCAGAUCAAGGGAAGUGACAUUCUUGACGUGGUAGCUUGGAAUUGCGGUUCUGCCACAACCCAUCCGUGGGCAAGCUGAGCCCAUCCCAAAUCCCCACCUCAGAGACACCAGCCGUGUGGCCAAGAGCAGUUUAUGGGAUGAGGUUCUUCUUCUUUCUCGUGUAUUUAUUUCUUAUUUGAAUCCAGCUGGCUGGUUUUCCUUUCUCUCCUCAUUUACUGGGAGUAGCUAUUUAAUCCUCUGCACUGGGAGCCGCUGUGGUGACAGUCCUCAAAAUAGGUGCGAAACCAAUUUAGGAUCCUCAUCACCUAAAUUUGCUUUUAAUAAUCUCUUCUAAUGUCUUAGAUCUCUGCUCUCUCCUGUGGCAUUGCUGUUCAGAGCCUGUGUGUCAGGAGGGCUGAGAUGGUUGGCAUUUCAUCCAACAUCUGUCCAACAUUUUCACUCCAUUUGGGAAUUCCCACGUGGGCCGAGCAGUCCUGGGGAGGGGGUUUCAGCAUUUUACAAUCGCCUGAGCACAAAUUGGUAGUGAAAGAGCACAACCUGCGGAUGAAGUGACACUUCUCCAGCGGGACCGAAGGGUUGUAACUCACCAGAACCAGUUUCCAGACACCCCAGAGCAGAUAAAAUGCCGCUUCCUGCUGCCUGCGCUUUCAGGCACCCCAAUGAUCCUCUUCUCAAGGUCAUGAUCCUCGGUGCUUGCCCUGAAGUAAGCACAUUAUCACUGAUGAAGGCACCUGAAGUCUUUGUGGUCCCACUGACACCCCCUUUGUGUGUGGUGCUGGCAGUGAGGGCUGAGUUAAGCUGUUCUGGUGCCGUUUCCGUGGUUUGGAGUGUUCAGAUUUGUUCUAAGCUUUGUCCGAAUCCCGAAUUUCCUGGAGAAUGUGCGUUGCUGGAAUAGCCAUAGCAGUCUGUUAAUGUGUCUAAUUUUAGAUUAGUGAUAAGCAUAUUCAACCUUAAAUUCCCGUUCAGUACUUUAAUAACUUCCCUUUUGAAAUGAGUUUUGCACAUGGGGACCGAGCGGGGAGCCCGGGGAUGGAGCUGCAGGUCCCAGCCCCUGCUCCGUGUCAGGCUGUGGUGCCUCCGGAGCCGCUGCCGCACCGAGGGUCGGCGGCUCGAUUAUGAUUUAAAGAAUUACUUUAGUUUUUAAUAAAUCAAUGCUAAAAUUUAAACUAUGCACAAGAUGUUUAAAAUACCUGGAAGUUUUGAGAAUAGGUGUGGCUGCAGUGCUGAGGAAGAGAAAGGAUUGAAAAGCCAAAUCCUGGACACUGAGGUACUAAAAACUUCCUUUUCACAACACGUAAGAUCCACUUAAAUUCUCAGAAGUUCAGUCUGCUCUUGGAGGUUAAUUCCCAGGAGCCGGGGAAGGAGAGAGCUGUUCCUCACAAACAGAAUUCAUGAGAACCUGUGUUGUUAAUCCAGUCAUAGACCCACGAUUGCCACCUCCCUCGUGCUAAGGUGUGUUCUGCAGAGCUUGGCGCUGGGCUGUCGCCCUGCUGCAGCCGUUGGGGAGAUGCCAGGAACCAUCCCAAGCUCUGUGGGACACGGGAUUACCUCUCCACAGCAGGGUUAUGAAUGUAUCUGAUGUCCUGGCAUUAGACUUUUAUGUUGCCCUACACCGAAUUGCUGCUUUUAUCUGUUGAUGCCAUUUUGGUCUCUGGGAGUUGCUCUAUUGAGCUUAACAAGCACUAUAGCUUUUAAUAUAUUUGUAGAAGUGCUGCUAAUGUUCUUGGAUGAUUUGAAUUCCACUCUGUGGUACAAUAUCUGUUUUAUAUUGUUUUAUCCAUGCUUUUGUUUUUUAU